AUGGAAAUGUCAACUCGAGGUGUAAAUACUCGUCUAUUCGUUCCACAAGAUGAAAACAAGAAAAUUGUUGAUCCUAUUAUUGAAUAUACAAAUGUCCCACUUGUUUCACUUAUUGAAUCAUGUCUACCUUUAGUUAAUAUUAUUCAUAAUAUAUUAGAAUAUGCUUCAACUGCAAUAGAUAAUACUCCAAGUGAACCACCUAAUAGAUUAACACAUAAUGAAUCAGCAGCAAUUCGUCUUUAUACAAUGGAAUGGCCUAUUAAACAUGAUAGUUUAUAUUCAAUUCUUAAUUUUACUUUAAAAAAUAAUCUUGAUCGAAAAGAAUUAAAACCUUGGUAUUCAUAUUUGAAAUUAUUUUUAACAGGUUUAGCUAAAAUUCCAUGUAUGCCUGUUCAAACAGUAUGGCGUGGUGUACGAUUAAAUAUACGUGAUCAAUUUGAAAUUGUAAAUCCAGUUAUUUGGUGGUCAUUUUCAUCAUGUACAACAAUGUUAACUGUAUUAGAAAAUGAUAUGUAUUUAGGUAAAAAUGGUGAACGAACACUUUUAUCUAUUGAAAUUGUAAAUGGAAGAAAUAUAAAUGAUCAUUCAUAUUUUCCAAAUGAAGAAGAAGCUAUUUUAUUACCAGGUACAUAUAUGGAAGUUCAAUCACAAUUUAAUCCAGCAUCUGAUCUUUAUGUUGUUCAUUUAAAGCAAAAAGUACCAAAAGAUAUUUUACUGGCACUUCCAUUUCAAGAUGCACGUAUUUAUCCUAAACAAGAAUCUCGAUGGUAUCGCAAAAAAAGAUAUCUUAUACCAACAAUCAUAUUGACUUUGAUAUUUAUUGCAGCAAUCAUUGUUGGUUCGAUUUUAGGAACAAGAUCUAAAAAUGAAACAAUAUCAAAUACAACAAUCAUAAAAACAAAUCUAUGUAAAAAUCCUUUUACAAUUUCAAAAGUUUAUAAGACUGGUAAUAGUUCAUUAGCUGUUACAGCGGGUAAUUUCAAUAAUAGAGGAAUGCUUGAUCUUGCAGUGAUGAAUUACAUCGAUAACGAUAUUACCAUACUUAGUAAUGAUGGAAAUGGAACAUUUAUUAGUGAAAUAAAGUAUUCAGUUGGUCGAAAACCAGGUCCUCUUGUAUCAGGUGAUUUUAAUAAUGAUGGAGUAUUAGAUUUAAUCGUAGGCAGUGAAAAUGCUCCGUUUCUAAUUAUAUUUCUUGGUGAUAAUUAUGGAUCAUUUCAUCCUCCAAAGAAUCUUACAAUUGAAUAUCCUGUUUUUUUAUUACUAGUAGAUGAUUUUAAUAAUGAUAAUAAAGUAGAUCUUAUAAUACUUCCUCAACCAAGUUAUACGUUGACUGUAAUGCUUGGAAUGGGUGAUGGAGCAUUUCAGUUUCUAAUGAAUUAUACAAUUGGCUCUUAUGUAACAUCGAUUGUGUCAAGUGAUUUUAAUAAUGAUGGAAAAUUGGAUCUUGUUAUUGUCCUUGUUGAAGAUAACACUAUAGGUAUAUUAUUUGGACAGGGCAAUGCAACAUUUGAUUCACAUAUAAUAUCUAAAGUUUAUAAAGAACCGUAUGCGGCAACCACAGGUGAUUUUAAUAAAGAUGGUAUGUUAGAUAUUGCAUUGGCGCAUGUCGAUGGUAAGAUAGUUACUGUAUUAUUUGGGAAUAAUAGUGGAUUAUUUAAGACAAAUGCUAAUUAUACUGUUGGAAAAAAUUCUAUGGGAAUAAUUUCAAAUGAUUUUAAUAAUGAUAGUAUAUUAGAUUUAAUUGUAUGUAAUAGAGAUAGUCAAGAUGGAAAUGUACUAAUUGGAAAUAAAAAUGGAAGUUUUAAAAAUGGAAUUCGAUUUGAACUUGCAAUCGCUUUAUACUGUUUUAUAUCAGGUGAUUUCAAUAAUGAUGGUAUAUUGGAUGUAGCAAUGCCAGAUUCUAUUGGUAAGACUAUCCAUUUACUUUUGGGUAAUGGAAUUGGAGCAUUUCAAAAUGAAAUAAUACAAUUUGAAUUAAAUCAAUAUCCACUUCAACUAAUAUCGGGUUAUUUUAAUAAUGAUCAUAAUCUAGAUUUAAUAGUAGUAACUGUUACUAGCUUCGACAAUGAAUUACUUGACCAAAGCAUCAAUCUAAUACUUGGCUAUGGAAAUGGUAAUUUUUAUAGUCAAAGAAGGUUUAUGGUUGGUCAUAGACCACGAUCUAUUCUAUCAGGGGAUUUUAAUUAUGAUGGAAAACAAGAUCUUGUUGUAACUAAUAGUGAAGAUAAUACUAUUAGUCUUUUACUUGGCUUUGGAAAUGGUGUAUUUCAUAAUCAAACAACAUUUCCUGUUGGAAAAUUUCCAACAACAAUGAUAUCAAAUGAUUUUAAUAAUGAUAAAAAACUUGAUCUAGUAGUACACAAUGUGUUUAAUUAUUCUGUGAGUUUACUACUUGGUAUAGAAAAUCGAAUCUUUCAAAUUCAACAAAUAUUUAAUAUUGAUGAAUCUUCAUCAUUAUGCAUUUCAGAUGAUUUUAACAAUGAUACAAAGCCUGAUCUUGCAAUGACUAAUACACAGUAUCAUACUGUAGAAAUAUAUCUUGGGAAUAAUAAUGGAAGUUUUCAAAAUAAAAUAAGUUCUCCUACUGAUAAAUUUCCAGUUUUUUUAACAGCAGCUGAUUUUAAUGGUGAUAAAAUACUUGAUUUAGCAGUGGCUCAUGGUAAUAUAGCCAGAACAAAUAUCAGUAUUGUACUUGGAAAUGGUAAUGGUUCAUUUCGUUUUUUUACACGCUAUAUCAUUUGUGAUUAUCUUUUAAUGAUUACAUCAAAUGAUUUUAACAAUGAUCAAAUAAUAGAUUUAAUAGUAUUGUGUAGUUUUGAAAAAUUUAUAAUUUUACUAGUUGGAAAUGGUGAUGGGACGUUUACAAAUCACAAAAAGUAUCCACUUAACAAUGAUGCAAUGUUUGCAAUAUCAGGUGAUUUUAAUAACGAUACUAAAAUGGAUCUAGCUGUUACUAAUAGAGAUUCUGUUAAUGUUUUUCUUAAUUCAUGUGAAUAA
This is a messenger RNA of Adineta steineri, 2997 nucleotides long. The record is from the annotation of a GenBank genome assembly. Lineage: Eukaryota; Metazoa; Rotifera; Eurotatoria; Adinetida; Adinetidae.